Molecule: messenger RNA, 651 nt
Organism: Capsella rubella
Lineage: Eukaryota; Viridiplantae; Streptophyta; Magnoliopsida; Brassicales; Brassicaceae
Product: probable glutathione peroxidase 8
Exons: 6
Coding region: 44-547 (167 amino acids)
Biological process (GO): response to oxidative stress
Molecular function (GO): glutathione peroxidase activity
Source: RefSeq, a predicted model, not a curated record
UGACGUUUUUUCUCAUUUCCUGCUUCUGGCAUUUCUAGUUGCAAUGGCGACGAAAGACCCAGAAUCUGUUUACGAGAUAAGCAUCGAGGAUGCAAAGGGGAACAGCUUAGAACUCAGUCAAUACAAAGGCAAAGUUCUUUUGAUUGUCAAUGUUGCUUCCAAAUGUGGGAUGACAAACUCAAACUACACUGAAUUGAAUGAGCUUUAUAGCAAGUACAAAGACAAAGGUCUGGAGAUUCUAGCAUUUCCUUGCAACCAGUUUGGUGACGAGGAACCGGGAACUAAUGACCAGAUUACCGACUUUGUCUGUACUCGCUUCAAAUCUGAAUUCCCCCUUUUCAACAAGAUUGAAGUAAACGGAGAGAAUGCUUCUCCUCUGUAUAAUUUCUUGAAGAAAGGCAAAUGGGGAAUCUUUGGUGAUGACAUUCAAUGGAACUUUGCUAAGUUUCUUGUUGACAACAAGGGUCAAGCCGUAGAACGUUAUUAUCCAACUACUUCCCCUCUUACACUUGAGCAUGACAUAAAGAAGCUUCUGAAUAUCUCCUGAGGUGAUUCUGAACCUCUCUCAUUUAAUAAAAAGCCAUGACAUUGACUUGGAUUUGAAUUUUGUCUCUUUUUGUUUCUUAAAUCCAAAAGAGAAAAUUUAUAUGA